GCCAAAUACAACAACACUUAGUUCUGUAAAUUAUAUAGCAACAUGUGUAGCAAAACCAAUUAUUAAUACACCUGCAGCUUUAGCAAUUGCAAAUAAUAAUCGCCUAUUUUUUAAUCCAGAUAAUUUUAGUGAAUUACUUAUUAUAGAUUAUUUAUAUUCUAAUAACAGUGCUUUUGAUAUAAAAGAAAGAUUAAUGAAAAAUCUUAAAAUAAUUGGUGUACAAAAACAAAAUUUAUAUUCAACAAAGGAUUAUUUAAAUGCUUUAGAAAUGAUUACUUCAAUAGAAUCAUUACAACAAUAUCUUCAAGAGAAUGUUUUAACAGUAAUUGCAGAUUGGCCUGGACAAUAUUUUAUCUGA
This is a messenger RNA of Dentiscutata erythropus, 358 nucleotides long. Lineage: Eukaryota; Fungi; Glomeromycota; Glomeromycetes; Diversisporales; Gigasporaceae. The record is from the annotation of a GenBank genome assembly.